Messenger RNA from Olea europaea var. sylvestris, 3039 nucleotides. RefSeq lists its product as uncharacterized. Lineage: Eukaryota; Viridiplantae; Streptophyta; Magnoliopsida; Lamiales; Oleaceae. Bases 165 to 2603 code for a protein of 812 amino acids. The record is from RefSeq and is a predicted model, not a curated record. The transcript is spliced from 9 exons. Gene Ontology annotation, molecular function: microtubule binding.
AAUAUUUUUCUUAUUGGAGAAAACCGCCUCUUCGGCAGUUCAAAAAUUUCCCAUUGCACUCUCUCCUCAUCCCCUUUCUCCUUACUUUUGCGCUCUCGGUCUCCUCCCUGUCUCCUAGGCUACACGUCUACACUAGCAAUUGCAAAUACAGUUCUUGACUCUAUAUGGAAAAGAUUCCGAUUUAUCAAUCCAACCAAAAAAUAGAGGAUUCUGAGAAGAUCGAUCUUGCAGCCGAAGCCAUCAGUCUCAUGGAUCUGUCGUCUCAAAACGACAAUCAAUUUUCAGGAAAUCUGACAGAACCAAAAACAUGUAAAUUGUCAGGAGUUCUGGGUUCUGAAAAGGAAGUGAACACCACUCUUGAAAUUGACGUGGAUCACCACACGCCUCAGCUCCGUCAAUCAACUGAUCAUGAAAAAGCGAGAAGAAAUGGAAGGUGUAAUUUGCGUAAAAGUUUAGCAUGGGAUAGUGCUUUCUUCAGUAAUGCAGGUGUUUUAGACCCAGAAGAAUUGUCCACUAUGAUUAAAGUAGCUGAAAAGGACAAAAAUCAAUUAUUACCUGGAAUCAAAGAGGAAAUAAGAAGGUCUAUUGAUUCAAUAUCCAGUCUUGAAAGUGAUAAUCUUACGGUGGAAUCUCUUGAGGAUGACUUGUUCGUAGACAUCAGAGCUUCCAUCCAAAGAUCCAAUAAGAAAGUUCCCAAUGCAACAAAUUAUAUCAGCAAGUCAGCGGCCAUGGAGAUAGAUAACCAAGCUAUAGCAAAAACAGCUUUGAAGAAGGAAAGUAUUGCUUCUCAAAAAAAGCUGCUCGUGAAACCAGGUUUAAAGAAUACUAGCAGGCAAACAAUUAGGAUGCCAAAAUGUCAGCCAAAACAAAAUAUUGGGAAGCAAGAAUCGGGAAAAGCUGUUAAGCAGGAUUCUGGCCAUUCGCAAGUAACCCAGACCGUCACUAAGACUGACGAGCCAAGUUCAUUACGGCCUAAGCCACCCAAGGCUGUCAGCAGGGCUACCCUCACUUCAACAUCAGCGACAAAGAGGGAUUCCACUGGUAGUAGUCAUGUCAAAUCUGAAAUCGGAAGCUCAAAACUCAGACCUGUAACAAGUUCUACUAAAGGGAGUCAGGCAUCAAAAGUUCCUGUCUUAAGUGGUGCCAGAAGGGCAUUGCCAAAGCCUGCUGCAUCUUCCAAUUCCUCUUCUUUGGGGACUUCAACUACAAGCAAAAUGCUGUCUACAAGGUCCUCUACUUCAAGUGACAGCUUUGACAGUAUGUUGUCUAAAACUACUGCUAAUUCUCCAUUAAUGUCUGCAAGAAGAAUUCCAGUAAAGAGUAGCACUAUUAGACAAGCUUCCUCUGAUUCCAUUCCUAAAACACCAUCGAAAGCAGCACUGCAGAAUAAACCACUGCCAUCCACUCUUUCAGCUUAUCUGCGGUCAACUAAGAUAUCCUCAAGUGUAUCACCAGCUAGUUCUAUUAGUGAGUGGUCUUCAGCAUCAUCAUCUUCAACGGUCUACCAAAGGUCGAGUAACUCGAGGAACAGCCUAGAUAUCAGCUCCUGUCCAUCCAUAGAUGACAGUGUUGUUCCUUUGGGUCUGAGGUCUACUGAUGGAAUUGCAGAUGAAUAUAAAAGUAAGGGAACUGCUUUACCUGGUAACAUUUCAAAUAAAUCCAUAACUCAAAGUGGUACCCUUCAAGCUCCUGCAAAACUAUCAGGACUUCGAAAGCCAUCUCCAAAAAUUGGGUUCUUUGAUGCGGCAAAGUCCAUCCGCACUCCUAAUGGAACUCUGCGCAUUCAAUCUGACUUGGGCAAUGUGCUAAUGAAGAUCGGGGCUGCUGUCUGCAGUCCAAAAGGGAGCUCAAACAUAAAGCCAAAGACUGGAAAGUUUCCUACAUCCAGAGCAGUAUCUUCUUUGGCAAAUGUAAAGCCUGGUUCUCCAAAAUCUAGGUCUCCUGCAUCCUUUCCAGAAAGAUCACGGGCAUUGACAAAUGAUUCUCAAGCCUUAUCUGGUGUAAAAGAUUCUCCUAGCUUAUCACCUGAAGCUCAAGGAAACAGAAGUGGAGAAAAUAUUUUGAAGUUGCAGAAAGUUCAAGCCAAAGUGCCAGAUGGAAAUAAGAAAGUUCUAGACGCAGGUACUGGGGCCGUUAUGAACAAAAAUCCAGAUGAAUUGAUCGAAGAAGCAGCCUUCAAUAUGCAUAGAAACAUACGCAGAGAGGAUAUCGAGGCUGUUCUUGUUGAAGAUAAUAAUGCUAUGGGCUCUAAAAGUAUUGGACAGAAAGUGGAUAAAGAUGUAUUGGAUGACGAAAAUCAUUGGAAGUGUUUGAGUUCAAUUUUGAAAACGACUGAAGAUAAACAGGAGUUAAGUGGAUCAAAGGAAUAUGUAAAUUCAAACGUUUAUAGCCAAAAGGGUGAACCUCUAUCUGAUAUAUCAGACUCUGUUUCAGCGUCUUUCCCGGAAACAGCCUCUACAACCACUGCUAGCAGAGCACCGUUUGAUCUCAUGGAUUCAUUUUACAAUAGUGAAUGUCCUGAUUUCUCUAAAGAAUCAGCAGCCCAGCUUGUCGAAAAGAUAGUGAUACCCUUACCUAUUACUGAGCAGAAAGAGAACAUCUAACACUAGUCUUCAAGCGCAGCAUCUUUGUUUCUCAGAUGGCAAGAUGGCCGAAGAGCGGUACCUGGUGGGUAAGAUUUGUUUAGAGGACGAUAAGGCUAUUCUCUUUACUUUGAUGGUGAGAGGCCUUCAACUGGAGGUGUCCGGUGAUUCAAAUAUUGCCAUUCAUUCAUUAGACGAGACUAUGAAAGGGAAGGUUUAUACAAAAUUGCAUAUGAUGUAAGCCCACCAAUUGUUCCAUAUUAAAACUACUCGACAGCUUUCCUGCUAGAUGAAGUUAUCAAACUUUAAGCGUAUUAUGUCAGCUAAAAGUUGAACUGUUUUUGUCAUGUUUUGUCCCAAUGUCACUUACAGGUGCUUGUGUUCAUUUCCUCCUUUCUCUGAUAUCGGAAGUUUUAUGAAUGGCAAGAAUAGUAGUGUAGUACUUUCUCCCCCGUCA